UUCACUCCAAAAUGGAUGCAAACACAUCCAUUAGCACGGAAGUACCGAUGGAAUGUUCCACGCCGACGAGUGCUGCUGAUUUGGCGAAUGAUCAGAAGAGACGCAGCUCCUCACGAUCGAUCAAACGGAAGCGCUUCGAUGAUGAAAUCGUCGAGUUUAGUAUGGCCAGCACACCGAUCCAGCAGAUGAAAACUGUCAGCGGAUCUCGAUCCCAUACACUCUCCCAGUCGAUGUCGGCUCCGCUCGGUACCAUUGUGUCCGGUCCGGGAGGCGUUGCUUCACCCGGUCCAAGCACCGUGACCAGUUCUCCACCAUCGACCAUCAUAGAACCAAUGCAAACGAUCCCGUCGAUUGUGCAAACACCACUUCCGGUGACAGUCGUUGCAUCGCCGCCACCAGCACCAGCACCACCAGCACCAACACUACCACUGCCUACUCCCACGGUAACAUUACCACCUCCGCAAGCUCCCAAUCCGGCCACCAGCAUCCUGCAGCAGCUCAAUUCGAACGCUUCCGUCAACGAUAAGAAGCGCGCCUUGAAAAAUACGAAGAAAACAAAGAAGAAAAGCGCUUCACAGCAAAUUGCGGCCAAAGAUUUGGGUCGCUGGAAGCCGAUGGAUGAUCUGGCACUGAUUACGGGCAUACUACAGACGAACGAUUUGCGUACGGUGCAUCGGGGCACGAAGUUUUCGUGCAAGUUCACCAUCCAGGAAAUGCAGAUCCGCUGGUGUUCGUUGCUGUACGAGGAACCGAUCUCGCGGAUCGCUGUACUGGCAAUGCGCAACAUGCACCCGGAGCUGGUGGAAAGUGUCCACAGUAAAGCGUUAUUUUCCGUAGCCGAAGAGGAGCUGCUGGGAACGAUUAAAUCUAACGAGCUGCCAACGCUGGAAACGUUCCAGGAGCUGCUGAACAAAAACUCGUCCGUGUUUUAUCAUUCGCGGACGGCCAAAAAUUUACUCAACCAUUGGCAGCUGAUGAAACAGUACUCGCUUCUGCCGGACCAAUCGGUACAAUCGCUGCCCAAGAACGAUAACAUACUGAGCUUUUCCGACGCGGAAGAUCUUAUAAACGAUGCCGAGCUGGCUGAACCGCGAGAUGAAGCACUCGAGACGGAGCUUACGCUGGCUGACCGGAAGAGCAAAAAGGAGAUACGCCAUCUGGAGAAUGAACUGAACCGUUGGAGUGUGCUGGUCGAUUCGUUGACGGGAAUUGGCUUUUCGCCAGAUUUCGAUAAUCAAACGCUUGCUGCGAUACGGGGUCGUAUGGUGCGUUUCCUGAUGCGUUCGCAGGAAAUCGUACUCGGUCGCUCGACCAAGGACAGUACGGUGGAUGUGGAUCUGUCGCUGGAAGGCCCGGCGUGUAAAGUAUCACGCAAGCAAGGAUCGAUCAAGCUUCGCAGCAACGGAGACUUUUUCAUCACGAACGAAGGCAAACGGCCGCUGUAUAUCGAUGGACGACCGUUGCUGUGCGGUCACAAAACGCGGCUGAAUGACAAUUGUGUCAUUGAGAUAUCGAACCUGCGCUUUGUUUUCCUGAUCAAUCACGACUUUAUCAACGCCGUCCGACAGGAAAGUGCCAAGAUGAACAUUCCGCUGAACUGAGCUGGAAUCAUUCGAUGUGUUUUAUAUGUAAAAUAUCCUAAGAAACAUUCUAAUUUGCUUCAAU
This is a messenger RNA of Anopheles maculipalpis, 1665 nucleotides long. It is a transcript of the gene Rcd5, whose product is annotated as microspherule protein 1. Gene Ontology annotation, biological process: positive regulation of transcription by RNA polymerase II. The record is from RefSeq and is a predicted model, not a curated record. The transcript has 3 exons. Gene Ontology annotation, cellular component: MLL1 complex; Ino80 complex; NSL complex. The coding region runs from base 12 to 1601 and encodes 529 amino acids. Lineage: Eukaryota; Metazoa; Arthropoda; Insecta; Diptera; Culicidae. Gene Ontology annotation, molecular function: protein binding; G-quadruplex RNA binding.